GCUGAAACACACGAUUGCUGUCAACACCUGUUGAGUGAUAGGGAAAGACUAAAUGCCGAGAAUUCGCGGUUAAGGGAUAUGUGCGAGAAAUCUUCAAUGGCAGGCGUGAUAGAGAGGGCCCGGAAUCGUCUGAACAACUAUCACAUGGAGAGCAAGUUUACCGAUAUGUGCGACAAUCGGCGCCGACUGGCCAUCACUGUAUCCAUCGAUGCCAUACUCCGAACAGAUAGUUACGAGUCAAUGGCCACACAUAUAACUCACGCCUUUAACGGGACCGAGGCUUAUAACUGGGAACAGACGGUCCGCUGGCAUUGUGUAGUUUACGGCCGGAGUGGCGGCUAUUCGGCAAUAGUGUCGGCCGACCAAUAUUUCCGGGUGUCGUUUGGCGAACUCGUAAUUGUAAUAUUUGGCUUUAAUCUUGUUUAA
Messenger RNA from Medioppia subpectinata, 426 nucleotides. The record is from the annotation of a GenBank genome assembly. NCBI's taxonomy places the organism in Eukaryota, Metazoa, Arthropoda, Arachnida, Sarcoptiformes, Oppiidae.